AUUGCACGUCUCAUUGUGGUCGCUAGCUGUAUUUUCCAGUUCGAAGUUCGAGCGUGGUUGCUCAUCUGCUUCGCCAGGAGAUGUCCGGGGAGAACCCCAGAACAUACAGUGGCCUACCUGUACUAUGGCUAUCCGACUCGCCGGAGAACGUGGGUGAGUGAAUAGGACGUUGCAGACAAUCGUGCUAAUGUGAAUGGGAUAUUGAAUGGAACCCUGCAGUCGAUUGAGCUGGGUGAGCGAACGGAAAUUGCAGGCACUCGUGCUGAAUGUGAAUGGGAUAUUGAAUGGGACAUUGCAGCUUACAGGACAUCUCAAAGCGGCAGCUUCGCCUUGCUUUACAUGCACUUCUUUGGUUCUCCUUGGGAAUAUCUGGUAGUAACUGUUGUUACCUACUGCCAUCGGAUGGGAGUUUCUACUUGGGUUUCUCUCCUUUCCGUACACACGGGAGAGGUAGGGGCCACGGUUAUAAUCAGCGGCGGUGGGCCGGUGGCGACCGAGUAUGUAUGAUUGUGAGCAUCACUGUUAUUGUUAAUUGGAAGCUGGUGGAGACGGCGUUGCAGUGUGGGGUGCGUGGAUUUGUGGCACGCUGGCGUGGGCGGCGAUCGGCGAGGGGGGCAGUCGGAGGAGCGGUUGGAUGGGAUGGAUGGGGAGGCAAGUGUGGGAACGAGUGUGUUCCUGUGAGUAGUCCACUAGCCGUUCAGAAGACCGGUGGUGGGUGCUUGGAACAUUCGGUGCGGUAGCGGGUCCAAGUUCGUUUUUCUUUCUCACUUUCACACACACUCUCUC
This is a messenger RNA of Tricharina praecox, 786 nucleotides long. RefSeq lists its product as uncharacterized. The record is from RefSeq and is a predicted model, not a curated record. Lineage: Eukaryota; Fungi; Ascomycota; Pezizomycetes; Pezizales; Pyronemataceae. The coding region runs from base 285 to 740 and encodes 151 amino acids. The transcript has a single exon.